Pseudonaja textilis is the source of this 1638-nucleotide messenger RNA. RefSeq names its product cholinergic receptor nicotinic beta 4 subunit (gene CHRNB4). The record is from RefSeq and is a predicted model, not a curated record. NCBI's taxonomy places the organism in Eukaryota, Metazoa, Chordata, Lepidosauria, Squamata, Elapidae. Gene Ontology annotation, molecular function: acetylcholine-gated monoatomic cation-selective channel activity; transmembrane signaling receptor activity. Gene Ontology annotation, biological process: monoatomic ion transmembrane transport. Gene Ontology annotation, cellular component: postsynaptic membrane.
GGUUUUUUUUUCUCACUGCCAUGAGGAAUACCAACCAAUUUUUUGUCUUGGCUGUGCUUUUCUUUUCUAUGAACGGAAGUGAGACGGCUGACGCUGAAGAGAAGUUAAUGAACCAUCUCCUCAACGCUUCACGCUACAACAACUUAAUUCGCCCAGCCUUCAACUCUUCACAGUUAGUUGUGAUAGAAUUGCGGGUUAUUCUGUCCCAGCUUAUCAAUGUGAAUGAACGGGAACAAAUCAUGACCACCAAUGUCUGGCUCAACCAGGAAUGGACCGACUAUCGCUUGGCCUGGGAACCAUCGGAAUAUGAAGGCAUCAACAAACUAAGGAUACCGGCUAAGAAAGUGUGGCUCCCAGACAUUGUGCUGUACAAUAAUGCCGACGGUACCUACGAAGUCUCUGUCUACACAAAUGUGAUUGUUCAGCACAAUGGAAGCAUGUUGUGGAUGCCGCCAGCCAUUUACAAAAGCGCCUGCAAGAUUGAAGUGAAGCAUUUUCCCUUCGACCAACAGAACUGCACCCUCAAAUUCCGCUCUUGGACUUAUGACCACUCUGAAAUCGAUAUGAUUUUGAAAACAGACUCGGCCAGCACGGAUGACUUCACUCCCAGCGGGGAGUGGGACAUUGUGGCCCUCCCGGGACGAAGAACUGAAAACCCUUUAGAUCCAAACUAUGUGGACGUGACAUACGACUUCAUCAUCAAAAGGAAGCCCCUGUUUUAUACCAUCAACCUCAUCAUACCUUGUGUCUUGAUCACGUCCUUGGCCAUCUUGGUAUUCUACCUGCCCUCGGAUUGUGGAGAGAAGAUAACCUUGUGCAUCUCCGUCCUGCUGGCUUUGACCGUUUUCCUGCUUCUGAUUUCCAAAAUCGUCCCUCCAACUUCUCUGGAUGUCCCACUGAUUGGGAAGUACCUGAUGUUCACCAUGGUGUUGGUGACCUUCUCGAUUGUGACCAGUGUCUGUGUGCUGAAUGUCCACCACAGGUCUCCCAGCACUCAUGCAAUGCCUCCCUGGGUUAAGGUGGUCUUCCUUCAGAGGCUGCCAAGCUUCCUCUUCAUGAGGAGGCCACAGAACCAGUCGGCGAGCCAACGGUUGACCAACCGCAAGAAGAACAAAGUGGAGUCCUCGCCUUCGGAUCUCUCCAGCACAUACAAGGAUUGUACUUACUUUGUGAACACAGCGGCAGGCCAAAGAUACAACGUGAAACUCACAGACAACCCCGACCAUGUCCACAGCCAUCAAGACCUGAGGUUACGGUCCUCCGUGAAGUUUUCUCCCGAUGUCCAAGAAGCAAUUGAGGGAGUCAGCUUCAUAGCGGACCACAUGAGGAACGAAGACAACAACGAGAGUGUCAUUGAAGACUGGAAAUACGUGGCCAUGGUGGUGGACAGGCUCUUCCUCUGGAUAUUUGUCUUCAUGUGUGUGCUGGGAACCACUGGAUUAUUCCUGCAGCCCCUUUUUCAAAACCACCAGCCUGCCAUGAGCCCGUAAGCUGAGCUGAAUCUAAGGCCAAAGACUGCUUGUUCGCAGGGUUGGAAGUCCCGAGUUCCACAAUUUCAAUUUCAAGAUUCUUUAUCCAGAUCUUGGUUGGUUUGUUUGUUUACUGCCCCUUCCCAGUUAAAAAAAAGUGAAUAAUCCG